CUAGCCUUCGUGAGCCCGAAAACCCAUCAUCGAUCAAGAGAUAUCGCCAUCAUGCUUUCAACUACGAGAAUAACACUGCUCGCCACAUUCGCCCUAGCCACGACUUCCUAUGCUGGAACGAUGCAGGUGCGAGACACUGCGCCAGCCUUCGUAUGCCCGUCCGCAGAUAUCACGGCGACGAAAUGCUUGGGACCGAAAGAUUGCCUAUACCCGAACCCGAAGACAUGCAAUGGAUACAUUCAAUGCUCGCCAGCGGACGCUUCUUAUACGACGGGAAUCGUCCACGAGAUGCCAUGUCCCAGCGGCCUCCAGUGGAAUGACAAUCAGAAGUGGUGUGAUUGGCCUGAGAACUCGACUUGUGGGAACACGGGCGGUACGAUCUAUCGAUGCGACGAAACAGGAUGCGACAACGUGUAAAUAUCACGGAUAGGCAGCUUCGAAAGUCGAGCAGAUUCGCCCGAGAGCUGUAGAAGAAAAUCAGCACAUCUUCACCAGUCCAAAUUCAUCUUCAACAACAACCCCGAG
This is a messenger RNA of Pseudocercospora fijiensis CIRAD86, 525 nucleotides long. Its product is annotated as carbohydrate-binding module family 14 protein. The record is from RefSeq and is a predicted model, not a curated record. Bases 52 to 417 code for a protein of 121 amino acids. Gene Ontology annotation, molecular function: chitin binding. NCBI's taxonomy places the organism in Eukaryota, Fungi, Ascomycota, Dothideomycetes, Mycosphaerellales, Mycosphaerellaceae. The transcript has 2 exons. Gene Ontology annotation, cellular component: extracellular region.